Molecule: messenger RNA, 681 nt
Organism: Cyclocybe aegerita
Lineage: Eukaryota; Fungi; Basidiomycota; Agaricomycetes; Agaricales; Hemipholiotaceae
Source: the annotation of a GenBank genome assembly
AUGAUACACUCCAUGUCGUCAAUCGUUCGUUUCGCCUCUCUUCCACUGCUCGUCCUCCUCUGGCUGCCCGUUGUAUGGUCUCUGCCGAGUCCGUUAAUGGCAGUCAGGGAGCCUAAGCCUCAAGACGUUGGGUCUCUGUCUAGUGAGGUCUUGACCACCCCCAUCUCUCCUACCGUCGCCGCCAGCACCCAAGCGCCCAGCGCCGCCUCCUCAGAGCCCCGACACGACAACCACUCGCAAACGGCCAUAAUCUCCACCACAAUCGGAGUGAUAUGCACCAUCAUCGUCUGCUGCGUCAUCUUCUCCGCUGGCGUCUGGUUCUGGCGACGCAGGCUACGGCACAAAAACGCCGUGCGGCUCGCAGGUCUGCGCCAGAUGCCCACCCUCCGUCGCUCUUCAAGCGUCGACAAGAAACACGGGCGUGCGUUCUCGACCGACAGCACCUGCUCCACCCCAGAUCCGUUCAGUCCGCUGCCGGUAUAUGUGAAGCGGUCGAACAGCUACAACCUCCCGAGGAAGCCGGCGCCCAGGUGGUCUGCGUUCUUCCAGGGCCAGCUGCCUGCGGUCCAAGAAUCAGCCCCGACUGCAUCGCCAGCAAGUCCACCGCCUGUCUAUAUUCUCAUGCCUGACGAUUUGAGCGGUGAGAAACCAAAGGGAGUUGAGGGGGAGAAGAAGCCGUAG